Molecule: messenger RNA, 3231 nt
Organism: Exophiala xenobiotica
Lineage: Eukaryota; Fungi; Ascomycota; Eurotiomycetes; Chaetothyriales; Herpotrichiellaceae
Exons: 1
Coding region: 35-3097 (1020 amino acids)
Source: RefSeq, a predicted model, not a curated record
AGCCUGGUCUCUUCGACUGUCUGGACAAGUCAAAAUGCGACUAGCUCGUAUUGUCGUCUUUACGCUUCUGAGCUGCAAACUAUCUGUCGUCGCUGGUCGCCUUGAUGGAUCACAUCUACAAAAGCGACAAGACACGACCGAUGCGAGCUUCCCAACCUUGACGACGGACUCUCCAAGUUCUCCCACGGAGGCAAUCUCAACAGAGAGCAGCUCUCCGACGUCAGCAGCAGCAUCAUCUGAGCCACCGACUGCACACUCUACAUCACCAUCAUCCACCGCGGAGCGUUCGUCGACGACUGAAUCGGCCAAACCAACAAAUCCUGUCACUGCCACCAACCCAACCGCCAGUGCAAGUGUAAAGGAUGGCGAUGAGCUCCCUCUUGAACCUAGGAUUACUCCUGCGCUGGGAAUUGCAGGAGUUUUCCUUAUCAUCUUGGGGGCAGUCUAUGCUCUCAUCGGUGUCAAAAGCAGGGGGAUCCAGAUCUUCUUGUCCUGUGGGUUCCUGGCCAGUGUUGCGACUUCAGCUUUGGUCGACUACGUGAUGAGUCCUCCAGUUAGCGAUGCAGUCCAAGGAGGAUUUUUCGUGGCCAUAGUCAUGACUGGAGCCGUAUUCGGUGGAGGAGCUCUCAUCUUCAAGGAGAUCACAGAAGGUUUUGGAUGCCUCUUGGGAGGAUUCUGUUUCAGCAUGUGGUUGCUCACACUCCAGCCUGGAGGUCUUGUCACCAGCUCCGGCGGGAAAGGAGCUUUCAUCGGUGUCUUUUGCUUGGUAGCAUGGGCUCUUUCCUGGACGAUCUACACCAGACCAUACGCGUUGAUCGGAUCGACUGCAUUUGGUGGCUCCACCGCUUUCGUGCUUGGACUUGACUGCUUCACAAAGGCUGGGAUGAAGGAAUACUGGUUCUACCUCUGGAAUCUCAAUGACAACCUGUUUCCCCUAAAUACGAAUACGUACCCUCUGACGAAAGGUAUCAAAGUCGAGAUCGCGGUGGUUGUGAUCUGUACGAUCAUUGGCCUUCUGUCCCAGAUCAAGUUAUGGAAAGUCAUCAGAUCCAAGCAAAGAACGGAAGCAGAGGUGCAGCAAGAAGACGAUCAGCAGAAACAAGCUGUCGAGGCAGCAUUGGGACGACAUCUUGAACGUCAAAAUGAGCGAGAAAAGGCGGCCUGGGAGAGACAGUACGGCGACCGGCUUCAAAGCAAGCGAAACACCCUCCUAUGGCAGAACGCCCAUUCCGACAAGCGAUAUUCCACCGUCUCCGUGGUCGCGGUCCAACGACCCACGCCGUCUGCAUCCACAGAGAAUCUAGAAAUGAAUGCCUUGGGUCUUCAACGAAAUCAUUCAGGCUAUGGCUCCAAGAGUAAACGGCAAAGCGCUGUCACUGUCGACAUGAUACCAGAAGCGGAAGAAGACACCGACAACGUGGCUUCCGCCGAACGGCAGAGGGCUCUCCAAGCUCUUGAGCGAGGAAAAUCGUCCGAUGAUCUCAAAAGCAGUGGGGAUCUCUCCAGGUCCCCCAGCACGCUCAACCCAGUGAUCGAAGGCGAUGACGGUGACUCAGGUAUCAGUCAGCCAGACAGUGGCGUAGAGUUUCCAAAGCUGAAGAGGCGGUCUGCCCAGUCGAUUUCUGGACUCACAAAACGUCUGAGUCCGGGGUAUACUUCGGUUGCCUCGGGGUCGCAAGAACGCCUUGUUGAUGUCGGCAGGCCUCAUAGCAGAGCAUCUUCAGCAGCGGCGACGGUAGGUGGAGACAAUGAGGAACUCAACGUGGGCUUACUGCACGGUGAUGCCGAGCACAAAACACUCCAGACGCCAGACAUCGUGAUCUCGCCAGCAUUAUCUGAAGGCGGUGACCUUUCGGAAAUCAUGUUUGACACGAGGAAAAUAUCGGUGCCUUCCCGCUUGGGAUAUUUUGAGACAGGAGACACUGAAUCCCACUUGGAUAUAUCAUCGCCAGCAAGUGCCACCGCUAGCUCGGGAGACUUUCGCGAGAGCCUCAAGAUCCUUGCCCAGGACGAAGGUAGAAGCGAAAUAGAGCAGAGCAAAUCCGGAGCAGCUCAGUCUCAAGGAUCGGAAGUGACGGAUUCUAGUGCUGAAUCUCUGACCAGAACGGCUCUGGCACAAGUACCGAGUCAAAUUUCCAAUGUUGUCCUGUCAUAUCGAACGAAUGAAUGGGCAAAGCAUAUCACCUCCGCCGAGGCCCCCAUAUAUGAUGAGCCGGAAACCAUAGAAGGCGUCGACGAAGAGCUUCCGACACAGGUGGCGGCACCCAACGAAGCCUCAGCUCAAAGCCUGCCUGCAGGGCUGAUACCGCCUUCAGUGAGAGCGAGUAAUGCCGGCGUUGGCAUUGCAUCAAAAUCAACGACCACUCAGAGAUCAUUUUCUGACCAGGAGCGGGAGCGACGUCGCAGCGCAAUGAAAACACCUUCCAGGUCUCCAUCGACGCAAUCUUACAAGGUGUCAGGUAACAAGGGCAAUCGUGGUAGCUUCAACACUUCGGUGGCUACUUCUCUUGCCAUCACCCCUAUCGUCGAGAACGUGCCUGCUCAAUUUGCAGCACCACAAUCCGCUGGUCGUCGUGCUUCCGCAGGCUCGCCUUAUAUGAUGCCUACUCGACGGCCUUCCGCCACGAGUGUGGGAUCAGACGGAACAAGACCAUAUUCAGCUCAUGGUCCUGCAAGCCCAUACGGCAGCGCGUACGAUAUUGCGCAGUCCGGCAGACCGGCGAGCCAACAGUAUCAUCGAUCUGGAUCUGGUACCAGUACGCGAAUGGACUCAUACGAGUUGCAGCAGCCGGCACGCGAUCCCAGGCAGGAAGCUGCGAAACGCGCAUCCCUUCUUGCAGAUUGGCGGUUGUCCCAACAGCAGCGAGCCUCGCGUGAUAGCAUUGAAGUAACCGCGGCGGAAACUGGCAGAGCUCGAAUGAAAGCGGACCUCGACAACCGACGACGCAUGGAGGAGUUUCAACGCCACGAACAGCAGCGGAGACAGUAUGCAAUGGACCAAGUCAUGAGGAGACCUGAAAUGCAGGACCUUCACCGUGAAGCUAUACGAAAGAUGCAAGCUGGUGCGAACAGGAAACUGAGAAGCUCUACAGGCUAACAUAUGUUCUCUUUUCUCCGGGCUUUCUGGAGUCCUUGGGUGACUCAUUCAUAUACGAGGGCAUUUUGACGGCAAAAAGCAAAACAGCACAUACAUGGCAUGAGUGAAGGAUCCAUUCAUUUGGGAUAUUGACA